This is a messenger RNA of Ctenopharyngodon idella (grass carp), 3009 nucleotides long. It is a transcript of the gene mtrr, whose product is annotated as 5-methyltetrahydrofolate-homocysteine methyltransferase reductase. The coding region runs from base 164 to 2269 and encodes 701 amino acids. The record is from RefSeq and is a predicted model, not a curated record. Gene Ontology annotation, cellular component: cytosol. Gene Ontology annotation, molecular function: [methionine synthase] reductase (NADPH) activity; FMN binding; flavin adenine dinucleotide binding. NCBI's taxonomy places the organism in Eukaryota, Metazoa, Chordata, Actinopteri, Cypriniformes, Xenocyprididae. Gene Ontology annotation, biological process: homocysteine metabolic process. The transcript has 15 exons.
UUAAUUUCUGCAAGGCCAUGUGCGAGUCCACAGUAACGUAAUAUCCGGCUACAUGUUCCAUCAGUUCAUAGUACUUCUGUAAGCAUGCCAGUGCGGAAUUCAGUAUGUUUCUCGAACGAAGACGUGGUUGGAGUUGUCAUUAAUAAAUUCAAGCUAUGAUAAUAUGCCGUGUGAAGUUGCUGCUCACUUCUUGAUACUGUAUGGAUCUCAGCGCGGUCAGGCUCAGUCAAUAGCUGAAGAGAUCUGCGAACAAGCUGCUGAUCAUGGAUUUACAGCUGACAUCAGCUGUCUGAGCAACCAGGACAAAUACAACGUGGACAGUGAAAUCCGCCCAGUUGUUUUUGUGGUUUCCACAACUGGUGAUGGUGACCCUCCAGACACUGCUCAGAAGUUUGUGAGAAAGAUCAAGAAUAAAACUCUGCCGCACGACCACCUCUCCCAUCUGCGUUAUGCACUGUUAGCUCUGGGAGACACAAACUAUGCAAAUUUCUGCAACGGGGGCAAGACCAUUGACAGCCGUCUGCAGCAACUUGGUGCUAAACAUUUCUAUGCCACUGGGCAUGCAGAUGACGGCACCGGACUUGAAGUAGUGGUGGAUCCUUGGAUUGAGGGACUCUGGGACGCUCUGAAAAAAACAUUUUCAAGCAUGUCUGCUUCGGAUCAACAGGGCCCUGCCUGUAGUGACUGUACACAGGACAAUAAACAUAAAAAUGCAUUAGGCCAGGAAAAUAACAAGGCAGAUCUAGAAGUUGAUCUUCAUCUUUUAAAGCUGAGUGAAGUAGACUCACAAAAUGGGAAAACGGUUACAUCUGACAGCAGUGUUGCAGAGACUCGCUCUACUACAUUGGUUGCAUCUCUGAAGCAAUCUGUAUCACCGUUGUCAGAGUCUGUUCUUAAAGUUCCCGCACUCCCCCCUUCAUAUCUAGAGGUCGUUUUGGAGGAGGCGUCAACUGAAGGGGACACAGUCCCAUCUGGUGAAGACGGUUAUCGUGAAGUGUCCAUUUCAAAAGCAGUUCAAUUAACUCAAGAUGAUGCAGUGAAAUCUGCCAUCUUACUGGAGCUUGAUAUUUCAGAGCAGGACAUUGCUUAUCAGCCUGGAGACUCCUUUGAUAUUCUCUGUCCAAACAGAGCCAACGAAGUUGAAGAUUUGCUGCUCAGACUGGAUCUGCAAAUGCAAAAGAAUUAUGCUGUUCAGGUCAACUUGCUUAAAAACAGCAGUAAGAAAGCAGCAAAGGUUCCACUUCACAUCCCACAGAACAGCUCUUUGCAGUUUAUUCUUACCUGGUGUUUGGAGAUAAGGAGCAUUCCAAAAAAAGCGUUUGUACGAGCAUUGGCAGACUUCACUCGGAGCGGUUCCGAGAAAAGAAGGCUUCUGGAGCUGUGUAGUAAAGAAGGCUCAGCAGACUACAACAGCUUUAUCAGGGACACUAACAUAUGUGUGCUGGAUCUCCUUCAGGCCUUUCCAUCCUGCCUACCUCCGCUCAGCCUCCUGUUUGAACAUUUGCCAAAGCUUCAGCCCAGAGCCUAUUCCGCUGCCAGCUCCAGCCUUCAGCACCCUGGGAAAGUUCAUUUCGUGUUCAAUGUUGUGGAGUUCCCUGCAUGUCCCGAGCAUCCAGCGAGGACGGGGUUGUGCACAGGCUGGCUGGUUGAUCACGUCUCCUCAAUCUUGCGGCCCCUUGGGACGGUGCCGGCUUCAGAGCGUCUAGGCACAUCAGCCCUGCCGAAGGUACAUGUCAGACCUCGCCCCAGCAGCACCUUUCACUUACCAUCCGACCCCUCUGUUCCUGUAGUGAUGGUGGGCCCUGGGACAGGUGUGGCCCCCUUCAUUGGAUUUCUCCAACAAAGAGAGAAAGAACAUGAAAUGAACCAGGAAGCAACUUUCGGAGAGACGUGGCUCUUUUUUGGAUGCCGCCACAAAGACAAAGACUUUCUUUUCAGAGAGGAGUUGGAGAGAUUUGCGCAUAAUGGAACCCUGAGCCAUCUGAUCGUGUGCUUCUCCAGAGAUGAGCCUGAUGAAGUGGGAACCGUUAACAGACCAACAUAUGUCCAGCAUAACUUGCUUCUCCAUGCUAAAAAUGUUGCCAGCAUCCUUCUUAAAGACAAAGGCUGUCUUUAUGUCUGUGGGGAUGCCAAGAACAUGGCAAAAGAUGUGAAUGACACACUACUGGAGAUCAUAGGAAAUGAACUUCAACUCGAUAAACUGGAUGCUAUGAAGAUAGUAGCAGGACUUCGUGAGGAGAAGCGGUAUCUACAGGACAUUUGGAGCUGAGACAGAACACAUAUAGUACACAAACAAAUAGCAUCUUAUUCACAGACAGAUUCCUAAGCUACUUUUUGGCUGUUUCAGUUCAAAUCUGGACCACAGGUGCCACUGAGUGAUAGCUGAACAAACUGCUUUUCAACUGCCUUAAGUCGCAAGGCUUUUUCUUUUGAAUUUUUUUUUAAAAGCCUUCAUAAAAGCCUUUACGUUCAUAAUCUGAAGGUACGGUGAAACAUGCUUAGAUUGGAUUAAAUCAGAUGUUUGGUCAAAACAUUUUAACUGUGCCUUUUAUGCAAUUAUUAAAGAGAAGCCCCGCAUAACCGUUUUAUUCUUUGAGGACCGUUUGUGUAGGGUUUAGAUACAGCUCAGGUAAAAUAUGCAUAAUGCAUUAGACUUAGAAGGCAGGAGGAUGCUAGACAUGAGAAACCAAAACAUGACACACUGGAUGGGAAAACUGUCAGAAGCUGCCAAAUCCAGGAUCAUCUGCAGCAUUUUCCGUGUUUUUCAAUUUCAAAAGUUUUUUUUUUAAGAUUAGAGAGGAUACUCUAGCAUCAUCCAUUUUCUUCCCAACAAACAUUUUGCUAUUUAGGAUUGAAAUUCAUCUCAUGCAUCCACAGCAAUUAUACUAGUCUGCAGUCAGAGUUGGUGAAUCUAAUGUUACACCCCAAAAUCUGUCAGGGUAAGAAAACAUCUACAUCACAAUAUCUGUACUUAUGUAGACAAAAAUAAAAUGCAUACCAAAAAAAAAA